Messenger RNA from Dioszegia hungarica, 2163 nucleotides. RefSeq lists its product as uncharacterized. Bases 1 to 2163 code for a protein of 720 amino acids. The record is from RefSeq and is a predicted model, not a curated record. The transcript is spliced from 4 exons. Gene Ontology annotation, molecular function: zinc ion binding; sequence-specific DNA binding. Gene Ontology annotation, biological process: regulation of DNA-templated transcription. NCBI's taxonomy places the organism in Eukaryota, Fungi, Basidiomycota, Tremellomycetes, Tremellales, Bulleribasidiaceae.
AUGUACUCUCUGCACCAGCAGCAACAGUACUUUGGCUAUUCGGGUAACAACCCCUCGCAGCAUCAGCAGCAGCAGCAGCAGCAGCACACCAACGCCCAAGCGGGUCCGUCUUCUCUCUCGUCCAGUCCUCGACCUAGCGGUAACGGCGGUCCCUAUCCCGACGUCCAGGAUCAGAGGGCGUACAACCCCUAUCUAUCCUACGCAUCUACCACCUCGGCCCCCGCGCCAGCGAAGUCUCAUGGCGAUGGCGGCGCAGACGGUCCGCUGACGGGCGACUCGGGUUACUACAGCUAUCCAGGUACGGGGGACCAGGUACAGCUACCCCCAGGACCUGGGCCCGGACCUGGGGGAAACGGGAUGGAGAUGGAGAUGGAGAUGGAGAUGGAUUUCCGGCGCUCAGACUAUUAUCCAGAGAGCGUGGUGGGGCAGGGAGGUGUGUAUUGGCCCGGAGGACCAUUACAGCAGGCGCAAGGGCGGGAGAUGCAGGAUGGGUAUCGAGAGCAGGGACAGGGACAUGGGCAUGGGCAUAUGCGGGGACAAGGGCAGGGGCAAGGGCAAGGGCAGUGGGAUUCGCCUUAUUCCGCACAUACGACGCCGGGGCUGGCGGGCCAGUAUGCACCAGGACCUGGACCUGGUCCGCCGCCUGGACAGGGGCAGGGACCGAGUAUGGAUGGGUAUGGUUGGGAUGGGCGAGGCGGUAUGGAGAUACGACCAGGAGAAGACGAUGGGAAGCGGGAAAUACUUCUUCUGCACCAAAACCUCACAGAACUCAUCACCCUCCUCGUCCCCUAUCGUCUCUCACCUACAAACCCCUCCCCAUCGCAACCCCCGCCGUUCCUCCUCCCCCGCCUGGCCCAUCUCGCGCAUGCGGUCUAUACGACGCUACACCACCUCUCGCCCCGAUUUAGGCUCAAUAUCGAUCCGGAUCGUUUACCCGCUUUGCCCAUCUCUGGUAUAGACGGGAGUGUAUGUGAGCAGCCUAGGAAGAAGGCAAAGAAGGCCGCCGCGGGCGCUGCCGGUGGUAGCAAAGGGAAGGAUGAAGACGGGAGGGGAUUGGGAUUGACGGCCGCGGAGCGGGAAAUGGAGGUUAUUAGAGUGAGAAGGGAUGCGUUGAUUGCGCGGAGUAAGGAGGGGCCGAGGGCGCGCGCUGGGAUGGUGGCUGCUGCUGCAGCGGCGGGCGUACGGGCGGGGGCGGGAUCAGCGGGGAGUAUGAAGCGCGAGAAACCCACCGCCGGGCGAGCGCAGGGGGAGGCGUCUCCGUGGCCUGAAGAACAGGAGGGGUACGACGCUGAUGCGGGCGCGGGCCUCGAGGGCGGAGGAUACGGUCGGGAUCCAUUCGACUGGGCCAAUCCCAAUCCCGAUUCUAGCUCUGGCGGAUCUAUGCCUCAGCGAGCGUACCCAGACGACCACCGCUUCGCGGCCGCUUCGGCGGGCUUUGGGUCAUCUCGAUCUUCCCCAUUCGGCCCGUUUGGGCGGGACGGGGAUCUUCCUCGACAACUAUCCAAUGGGCUCGUAUUCGGUCCCCCGCCUGAUUCUCAUCCCUUCGGCGCCACUCAGCUUGGCGAUGGCCAGACCGGGUUCUCCCGACCCCCUUCUUCCCUGUCGAUGGGGUACGGUAUCGAUCCCUCGCUGCGACACGCUCACCUUGAGUCCCGGAACGGUGCCGGCGGGAGCGCGGGCGGAGAAACAGACGUGUUCGACCUAUUCCCACCCCCGUCUUCCGCUUCCGCGCAACAAGGACAAGGACAAGCGCAGGGACAAUCCCAGGGCCAGGGCCAGCUCUUUGACUUUGGGCUGGAUCUACGGGGAUCACCGAUCCCUGUCUCGUCAACGUCAACGACGGCGAUGGCGUUUGAGCUCGCGCCAGAGGUCAAAGGGAAGAGGUUACGGUGUCAUGGGUGCGGAGUUGUCGUAGAGGGGGAAUGGAUGGGGGGACCUGAUGGGCCGAAGAGUCUUUGUGUGCGGUGUGGGCUGCAUUAUGCCAAGCUCAAGAAGAAACGGCCAGAUGAGGCCGAUACCGAUGCUGGGACAGAACCGGAGGCGGGAACGGACGUACGAGCGGACGCGGCGGAUGAGUCUGGUACGGCAACGGUGAUUCCGGACGUGUUGCCCGCGGACCCGCUCAGUACUGGACUGGAUGGGGUUCACAUCAAGGCCGCUUGA